Molecule: messenger RNA, 2271 nt
Organism: Ylistrum balloti
Lineage: Eukaryota; Metazoa; Mollusca; Bivalvia; Pectinida; Pectinidae
Exons: 14
Coding region: 1-2271 (756 amino acids)
Cellular component (GO): membrane
Source: RefSeq, a predicted model, not a curated record
AUGACAAACGCCUUACAGAUGGUCGUUGUUAUGGGAUCGCUAUACGAUACCUACGUAACAAGCAAUGAUUCUGUCACUGUGUUAUGUUUUGGAGAAAGCAUUCAUAAGGCCCGUGGUAUGUUGCAACUAACCCCAUUGCCCUUGUCAGUUCAGAUGGUUAUGUCUCCACCUGCUUCAACAAAGAGUCCCUAUCAUAUGAUGUUAUUGCGGCAGUCUCGAUCUCAGGAUUACUUGAUCAUGAUUGGAUUGAAUGACUGUGAACAAGUUCCAUCAGACUGGUUUACUUAUGUUCGAAACUUUGACCCCAACAUAGAAUACCAUUUGUUGCGUUUAAAGUGGAGUAACGUUUCAACAGAAGUGGACAGAUAUAAGCAUGUUAACUUUAGCAAGGCAGAGUUUGAUUACAAGAAACUGAAAAUGGUUACACACAUAACACCCGCAAUAUCAACGUCAAGCCCAAAUAUCACCAACUAUCCUGCGUCUUCCGUGGUCAGUGGAACAAUGACAACUGGAACAGACAUUCUAGCUCCAACCUCUGUUGGACACUUUUCGAAGACGUCAUAUGCCCCUGGCUCAUCCACUUUGUAUAGACCAUAUACAUAUGUAGUGGGUAUGUGUACGUACAGUUGUGACGCAGCUGUUGUACCCGUCAACACUAGUGACCCAAUUCAAAAACAAAUGUUAGAAAGACAGGUAAAAGAGCUGAAGAAAUUGCUGACUGUGAAUAAAACGGGACUUUCUUCGACUAGACGACGAAAGGAGAGUGCAAUUGACCUUCGCAUAUCAGCUAAAGCUUUCGGGUUUGUCGGUACUGUCAUGCUUUGCACGUGCAUUAUGAUAAUCAUUUCUGCUGACAUACCAAGAUUGUCUCGGGCCAUCCUCCAUUUCAAGGCGCAAAUCGUGGUCUGCUGGCUUUUUCUCCUUCACAUAUGCACUGCUAGCCAGGACAGGUUAGCCUUUACACGUGAGAACCAUGAACGAUCAGGAUCAGGAAGUCAGUGCCUCGCAUGUCCGAUACUCUACAAUUCCCAGUCUACACAUAACCAUCAUAACCACCACAAUCAUGCCAACAACGACUGGUAUAUGUGUAUCCAUAUAGAAUACUCUCCAUAUCACUGUGAUUACCUGGAGCCUGAAUGCGUUCCAUUUUUAGGAGAAACAUAUAUAAUCUUCGGUCAAACUUAUAUGAGGGUGCGUUACAAACACACAAAGAAAAUGUGGGUUUUGGCGGAUAGUGUACGAUGCGAAAAUAAUUGUUGUAACGGUGAGUGCCGUAUUUUAGGCAUAAAUUCUUUCUCUUCACCGACUGUGCAGUUACCAACAACAACGCCCGUGGUAACCACCACACCACCAGAAAAACUACAGGUGCGUCUCGUCAACGGUCCAAGUGCCUUAGAAGGUCGCCUGGAAGUUUACCAUGACGGUAGAUGGGGAACUGUGUGUGACGAUAAUUGGGAUGAUGAUGACGCUAGAGUGGUCUGUGGUAUGCUAGGAUACUCCAGUUUGCAUGCAACCCACACGUCCAAGGCUAGGUAUGGUAGUGGUCAGGGACCUAUCUGGCUGGACGAGACCCAGUGUAGUGGACAGGAGACUAACCUCGGUCAGUGUACCUCUGAGCCUUAUGGCCACGGUGACUGUGACCACACGGAGGACGCUGGAGUUAUAUGUCAAGCUUUGCCCACGACAACCUCAACGACAACAGCAGCAUCUACAGUAGUUCCUCGAGCAUCUUUGAAGGUCCGCCUGGUAAACGGGCCGAAUGCCCGUGAAGGACGGGUGGAGGUCAAAUACAAUGGCGUUUGGGGGACUGUGUGCGACGAUAAUUGGGACGAUGAUGAUGCGAAAGUUGUCUGUGGCAUGCUUGGUUACAGUUCUCACUACGCAACCCACACGUCCAAGGCUAGGUAUGGUAGUGGUCAGGGACCUAUCUGGCUGGACGAGACCCAGUGUAGUGGACAAGAGACUAAUCUCGGUCAGUGUAACUCUGUGCCUUAUGGUCAUGGUGACUGUGACCAUACAGAGGACGCUGGAGUUAUUUGUCAAGAUAUAACGUCAUCGACAUCAGUAGCAGCAACAACCACAUUAACAUCAACACCAUCAACCACCAAAACGUCGACAACAUCGUCGACGACGAUGACUUCUACAAUGAAGUCAACGACAAAAAGUGGACACCACUGGUUGGCUUUAGGUAGUGGUACAGUUUGUGUGAGGCGUGCACUAGCGGACAAGCAGGUUCCUGCUGGAAUUAUGCCGUCGUACGUUGACACAUAA